AUGACCUGCAAGCUCACCCAUCGAGUCAUGACACAGCCGAAUGACCCCCCAGUCAUCAAGGGCGCACCCUCCUUUGUCGGACUCGGUGUGUUCUCGACUGACGAAUACGUUCCCAACGGCGGGACUGGACCUGACGGAAACGCCAAGGAAUGGUAUGCCAACUUCUAUCGGCAGAUCCGAAACUUCAAGUUCGACAUCACCCAGACCGACCCAAAUGCCUACAUUUGUGCGAUUCAUUACCAGGUAGCCCAGGCGACAGAGAGCAGACAAGGCAUCCAGCCUGGCAAAACGGGUGUCGGAGCGCGGGCGACAUUGGCCGGCGAGCUACAGGAUAAAGGGGGCAGGGCAAAAGCAAACGAGAUGAGGAGGCAGCGACCGAGCGAAGGGGAUGAGUGA
Molecule: messenger RNA, 396 nt
Organism: Thermothelomyces thermophilus ATCC 42464
Lineage: Eukaryota; Fungi; Ascomycota; Sordariomycetes; Sordariales; Chaetomiaceae
Product: glycoside hydrolase family 55 protein
Exons: 3
Coding region: 1-396 (131 amino acids)
Source: RefSeq, a predicted model, not a curated record